UUGCACUGGCAAAGAAAUUGUGAAAAGCUGAAUUCGAAUUGUAUCCCUCGAGGCAGAAGUAGAAGUUGUGACACAGCAUAUCAAACACGUUGCAUGUAUUAUCCUGUUGCGUUGGUUGAUCCCCAAAAAUCUUCGAUCCAAAGAACAACCCUGAAUAGCUAACAACGAGCGACACACGGCCACAGAAUACACUAGCAUUGACGUAUCUGUUGCACAGCGUAAUGUUUCGUAGCUGCUAAGCAGAAGGUGUAGCUGACGAGCAUCGACCCAAAUAGAAUCAAAUACGUGCUGGUGGAUAGUUGUCAUCCAAAGCAUUCACGAGUGUUAGCUCUGUCGAAAUUAGUUGAUGUUACGCGUAGAGGCACAAGAACAAGCAUUUUGAAACUCAUAUUCUAUAUUCAUGUAUCUCCGUUGUAAACCUUUGCUCAAGGAGCGCCUUAUAUUUAUAAAAUUUCAAAUCAUCUUUUUCUUUCAGCACUCCUCUCGGAUAACUAAAAAAAGCCGCCAAAAAAAAAAGAACAGCUUGGGAAAAAUCAAAACGUUAACGUGAGGUUGUUGGGUUGGCUGUUUGGUGAUUGUUGUUAAAGAAAACGACAAGGCUCCUGCGAUCACACCCACAAUUAGAAUUAAGUAGCAGUAAUCAAACAAUGCCAGUCUCCUCGUUGAUGAUGGGCAACGGCAGAGGUCAUCCCGCCUGUAGCGGAAAAGUCUCCCGCCCCGUGCUGCACCUCCACAACUGCAACCCGAAAAAUGAAAACGCCCCCCAAGUAGAAGUAGCAGCGGCCCACAGGGCCACUACCUCUCUGCCCGCUUAUUCCGCUCUACUUUCUUGCAGUCGCAGCUGCCGGCGCGUUUUCUUAUUUUGCGCUGCGGCAGGGGUGCAGAUCACCAUCAUUCACGGCGCUCUUGCAGCUGCUGCAUCCUCGCAACAACGAAGGGCGAUCGCAGUGCAUGGAGGUCGUCGUGACGGAACUGGAAUUGCGAGCGCCGUUUUGGCUGCACCUCAGCAGGACCUCCAGAGUGACCAUAUUAUGACCUCCACCCCUGCCGGCGGUGCCGCCCAGUUCAUUUCAUCCAAUGCUGUGACUGCCGCGUCGGCAAAUUUGAUCAGCAGCAUCGAAGACCACAGUGCCAAGCGGGCGACGUACAGUGCUCUGUUGGCGAACGAUUUGCGGGCCUUGCGGGACUCGUUGAGCGAAGACGCGCUCGAGGUUCUGGUGCGUAGAAGCAGGACGUGGUCGCAGGCCGAGGUGGAUGUGCUUGCCGACGCCUUAGAAGGAGACUCGCUGAAGAGCGCUAUGACAGAUACGACGCUUGGGUUGGACCCAUUAGCUAAUCUGCACGAGUACACCCGGGAGUGGCUGAAAGGCAACGCCGAGCGCAUGAACGAGGACGAAGCACUGGUCCGCGCCACGCGGGGCGAAACGUCAUCCUUGAAAGCCUUCAUCCGCCCGACCAAGGAAUUUAUCAUGGAUGAACACGUGCGCACGCGUGUGAGUGAAUCACUCCCCAAAGGUACUGCUUCGCAGCCGGGCCCAGACCAAACGCUGCAAAGGGUCACGCGGAUAUUCAAGAAAGACAAACGGCGGGACCGGCUCGUUCCACAGGCGCAAGAAAUCACGGAAGGUCCGGCAGCACGGGGGGGAGUCGAGUACCGGUCGUCGGCAGAUGAGACGUUCUUGAACCUAUGGCCGGCAGAAGUGAAGGCUGCUGAUUCUGCUGCCGACGAGGACAAAGCCGACCCCAGUACUAACAACCCUGCUCUGAUUGCGCGCCUGGCGAUCGAGAAGCACUCCACAGAGGAAGAAGUUGUGGUCGCGCUGCAAGGUAGCAUGGAGUUUCGCGACGAGCUGUUAACCCGGUUGCUUACCGUACCGGUUAUGCAUUGCAAAUACCAAAAAUUUCGGAUGUCUGGAAGAAUGAGUGCGAGUUUGUGAUGCUGAUGCUAGCAGCACAACAUCUUCUGGGCAGCGACAUAACGAUAAUUUCUAGAAGAACCUGUAUAAUUGCACGCUGAAAGCAAUCAGAAAAACGAAACAAAAGUAAACGGCUAUAGGAACUUUUAAGUCGGUCGAAGAUGCGCAAGUAGGCGAUUCGUCCUACAGGAGAAGAAAAGGCGUUUAAUAGGAAGCUACCUCUCAUGCUACGGCCCGCAAGCUUCUAAAGGUAGAUGCUGCGCAUUCGCAAAUUGUGCAUGACUUUGACUUCCAGAUCUGGACAUAUUUGCAGUGCAUACACCUAGUAGACGAACAGCUGUCGCUGUGGGCUCACAUGGGUUUGGACAAAUAUUUCAGUCACGGGCACAUGGAAGGCAUUAAUGGCUUCGGUGCUUAUCAGACUAGUGGACGCAAAACUGACCAGGCGCGGGCCCUGAGCAGUGUGCACGGUUCGAAUACGAAGUACCCGAUGUUUCUACCCUCUGCUGCCCGCAAUCUUGCUGAUGCGUACAGCGACCGGCAGGUGUCUUUGGAAAGCCAGAAAUUCGACAAGGUCGGAGGAUACGCUUUUCUUAAUGCUGCAGCUUUGGCCGUUAGAAAGGGAGACAGACAAAAAGCAAAAACGCUUUUCCACACCCUUCGAGAGCUCAAGUGGGCGGGCGCGCUUGCCUUACCGUUUGAAAGUGGCACUUCCGCUGCCGCUGCGACCUGUCGUGCGGACCACGAAUCCGGUCAAAAAACAAAAUCUUAUGUCGAGCUCUGGAAAAACAGCAACACCUGCGCACGAACCGCGGAGCUGGGCAACGAAAAGAUACAUGGUCUGUAUGAUGCACAAGAAGACUACGGAGGGGUCAGGUGGGAAAUCGACGAAGUGAAAAUGUUGACUUGCAUGGUGUGAAAUGGGACGCAGGGUAGUACAGUGUGAGUGAGAGUUCCCAGGUUAUUAGUUUACAGAAGCAUGGGAGGUAGUAAUUCUAAUUUUGCCAGAUGAUUCUUCAUCUGCUGCUAGGCCUGCUUAGUGAGUUUUCAUUGCUGAUUGGCAUCAUAAACCAUGCUGGCCACGCGCUCUGGAGGUCAUGACAGAUUUUCUCUGGGCACGCCAACAAAAUCAUUCGCGUAUGCGCCUUUUACUUCUGUGUCUGUCCGUGUCUUCCAAGUCAAGCUUAUCACUGAUGUAUUGGUAAUAUUUCUAUUCUAUGCGUGACAAACAAGGCAAAUAAGGCAAGCAUACUUCAUCCAUUUUGACGAGUUUCCAUCACUGAAACCUUCAUAAAGACAUCGCGAACCUGUUCCGCACGUACCGGCAAGAGCUGCGGCGCAGUCGGGCGUUUGCGCUGGAAGAUGUAGACCGACUUCCCAAAGUGGUCAGUGAGGCUUUGUUGCCGCUGUUGCAGAGGCCGCUGGCUAACGCUGCCACUCUUCGGCAACUACAGAGGGAGCAUGUCAGUAAUCUUCUCAUCAGUCCGAUCUUUUGGCGGUUGGCCCUCUUCGCCGACUUUCUCGGCGUGGAUUUUUGUCCUGCAGAGCCCCUGACUUUUUGUCCUCUUCAUGGGCGCCCGCAGAAGCACUUGCCACCGACAGAGGUCGUCGGCCCACGGCAACAUUUGCAGGUGAUCCAGGUUUUUGCUCCUUCGCUCGACCGCCUAGAUGAGGUCAACGACGACAAAAAUGAACUCCUUUUCGCGAACACGCUGCUUGACGACUCAGAUUUUUUGUUGCAAAGUCUUACGCCAGCACCGGACGACAGUAGCGAGCCGUUUGGAAGAAGUGCUGGGGCUCCUCCUCGGGAAGAGGGAUCCUCGCCACAGAGAAGCCAAGACGGGCAGACGUCGCCGCAAGUCACAAUUAAAGGCGAUUUUGCUGCCAUGGCCCAGCGGUGGCAGACGCACUGGAUUGAUGACGUCGCCUAUACACAAACGGCUUUUUUCGACGAGCACCUGGAUAGCACGCGAAAUGGCAACUUUCAGGCCUUGACCGUGAGAGAUCCAGCGCCCAGGAAGACGACGGAGCAACCUCCCACCGGCGCGGCCAAAUUGUUCGAAGAGUUUGCCAAGUACGCACUUGGGCGUUGGCACUUCUGGCAGGAACUCGAGCAUCAAGAGAGCGCUCCUUCCGGCGGUCGUCGCUCUAGCGGGGGAAAGUUGGUUGCAGCUUCCGGCGUUGCUACCCCUGCGAAGCCUGAACGGCUGUAUGCCCAGGAGCCACGACCUUAUUUCCGCUUGACCAUGAGGCCGGCAUUACUCGCGGAGGAGCUCACGCGCUUUCUGUUUCCGGCCCUGUUUUGGGAUGUGCCGGCUUAUGUGGACAAGAUGAGGCACGCGGGGCACCGUAGAGGGUUUUUUGCACUAUUCCCGGAGGGCGGCCGCUCUUUGUCGACUACAGAGGCACGGGUCGCGGAGCUCAUGCAGCUCCGCGUGGCACGGAAACUGAAGGAGAAAGUCAUCCUCCCCAUAGUUGCAUCGGUAGGCGACGUUCUGCGUAUUGCGCUGCUGGAGCCAUCUGGUCCGUCCACCAAAGGACUCUCUUUUUUCUCCGAAGGACUGUAUCCGCAGGAGGUGCUAUGUUUGACCUGGGCUUCAGUAGUGUUUCUCGAGUUGUUUCAGCUUUCAAGCGACCUCAUCCACACAGUUGUCUUGCAAAAAAUACAAGAACAGAUGGCCGCUAUCCGCAAAGCCGGACCUCCGGCGGGGAGCAAGAAGCGUGAUGCGUCGGUUCUUUUGCCGAUGCUCGUCAAACUUGCGACAGAUGGGAUUGAAGCCGCUUUCGAGACGAAGCAGAACCGGGAAUCUGGUGUCCCUAUGGCGGGAAGGGAUUUAUUUGAGCCCUCCAACCACAAGGACAAGGACGUUCCGCCACUGGCCGUCAGUGUGCUAGAGCUAAAGGAAAACCGUUUGCGGCUGAUGCACGAUCACGCUCGGUUGCUGAUCAGCAGGAUAUGAUAGCGGACAACUCGUCGCGGUCCCCCGUCUGGUGCCCCUCAUUGUUUACGCAAAAUCAAAAUUAUGCAAAAAGAUCCCACCGCCACCAAGUGCAAGUUUCUGAGUUACAAACUGCAAACACAGUCUGGGCUUGGUGGGAAUUCAGGCAUGCAGAAGCUGUAUUCUACAGCCUUCCUCUCUGUUGGUAGACAUGCCCCUGUUCAAAAAAACGAGGAAGUAGAGGUCCUAGGGGUCGUGAUUUGUCCACUAUCAUACAGGAAGGACAGACUGCUCGCGGCCUUUGAGUACUUGGAGAGUAACACCCCCGAAAAGUUUCUCUUUCCGAAUCGGGCAGCGAAGCUCUCGAACCCGCCAGAAAAUUACGUGGCAAAGUUCGUGAAACCGAGACAAGAAAUGUGGAAGCAGGUGUUUGCGAAGGAAGAAUAUGCUCUGCAAAAAUUGGAGCGCUCUCGUAGUACUUGCAAUGCCAUCAAUACAGCUGCAUGACAUCAAGUCUGGCUUUCUAAGUAGGUCAGUCAACAUCUUUGCAACUUUUGUCUAUAUUAUUUUCCAUUCGAAAGAGUGAAUUUUUCGUAUACGCAGUUUAUACAUAGGUACAACCUAGUACGAAACGUCUCAUCUCUUUUGCAAUGCAUAAAGGAUACCAAAAGCUCAUUUCCGGCGAAGACGUCUCGAAAUUUGAGGAAUUAGAGUGGCACUUACUCGAUCUGCAGUUUUACGCCGCCCGGCUGGGCGUCCUGACGAAGAAAGCGCUGCUGUCGCGAGUCGCUUACGCUGUGUAAAGAAUACCCAGCACCCAAAACCAUCUCAUGCCAAAAAUCCGCAUAGAUACCCAGAAUGUAGUGUCCUCUCAUGCGCAGGAGCUCCAUGAGAAGCAUUCUGUAUGUAGUGGCUCUUGUGGUGUAGUUUAGAUAUUGAUAUAUAAUGCCAUGGAACUUUGGAGGUGGAUUUCUGGCGGCGCGGCUACGCAAGCUAAUCCCGACCACUACGCACCGUACGUGGGAUCGGAAUUUGUCAUGCGAAUCUUUCAGAGGGCCUUUGUGAUUUGUCUUGCAGAAGAAUUCUCAUCUUCGCUAUGGGUGGAGGGGAGGUACGUCUUUACUCAGGAUAUGAUCACCGCGCAGGGACGAGGACGGAGCGCCGCCUUGAGUGCGGGCUUGAAAGAGGAGUUCGUGCUGAAGUUGUUGCGCCAAGUGGAAACGGAUAGCGUCGCACACUUGAUGCAGUAUGGCAGCAAGGAAGUCUUGAGAUUAUGAUUUUCGAUCAUAUUUGUCAUGAAGCAGUGAUUUUAUGUUGUAAGUUGUGUGUAGUUUGUAUCUUUUAUACGGAUUUAAUAAAGCGAUCCUCGCCAUCGUAUAGGAGUGUGCAAGAAGGUUCCUGAGCUGUAAUUCUGAACAUUUAUUGUAUUUCGCAUGAUACUACGAUGAGAUUUUCGAGAACCUGUCUUCGACGUUAUUCCACAGCAUUUUUUGUCUGACUUUUUCUCAGACCGCUGACCUCACAUCAAUUCAAGUGUCGUAGAUCACGAAGUAAAUCUUCUCUCAAGACUACUUCGCUAGUACACGUUCGGCCGUCCGAUAGUUACCGUCGAUGGUAAUCUUUGCUUCUCUGCAUUAGCUGAGAUGUUAGCGGAGGACAAGAACGCGGAAGGAGCUGCAACGCAGGACGGAUUUCCGACCGCACGAGAAUUGCAGCCACAUGCUUUUGUUACCGACAUUAUGCAGCUGUGGCAGACCUGGGAGCGGCGCGCAAGCCUUUUUGCCAACCAAUGCUCGCUCCUGGCAGACCUUCAAAAAGCGUCCCUCGCCCUUGGUUUGCCGGUGAGGGUGGCAGCAGCUUCAUCUUCUUCUUCUUCUCAUCCCAUGCCUAUCGUGAAAAUUUCAGCUACAGCAUCAAAAAAGAAAGGGGAGUUCGCGAGCGACGAUGGCGUCACAGCGAGGAAAAAGCGCGCUGCCGCCCUUGCCGCAGACGCGAAAGCAAAACUGGAUAAGAUUCUCGACUCGCACAACCUUCACGCGACCGAACUGCUGUGCCGCGAAGCUGAAACACUGAGCCAGCACGCGACGUCCCAUCUGGGGGCGCUGCGGAAUACGGUUGCUGAGUUGAUGCAAGAGCAGCUUGCCACGUCACCUGGUGCGAGGAAAGAAGUCGAGGGUCCUGCACGAAAGUUCUACAGUACGGGGGUUUUGUAUCCAAGAAAACAAAUGAUGAACUAUGUAUAGAGUUAGUGUAGCUUGUACUAGCUCUGUUGAAACGCAUUUCGAGUUCGUCUUAUAUGAGACAUGUCCAAGAACGCGAUUCAUUCCGACUGCGCGUGUCGUACGAGACAGCCACAGAGUGCUCUUGUCUUCAGAUGUGUUUGUAGUUUUGAACAAGUAGAGCAGAUACAACUAGCGACGCGCAUGGGCAUCUUGCGGCCACUCCUCUGUUUAUGCAAGCAAAAAGAAGUCUCCUCUCCCUGUCAGGUGAAGGUGGAUGCAAAUAAUAAGGCGAGUAAGACAACAAAGCUACACUUCUUAUCUUUACGCAGUUCAAAUAAUCUUUUUCCUGCGAUAUCUUGUCGAUGAUCACUUUGUUAUCACGGGAAAUAAACACGAUGCGGACGUCGGUCAUUGCACGACAGCAGGGCCUGCGGACACAGACUUCGGGGCGAUUUGAGCAGGAAAAGGAGAAGCAAGCGAAGCGCCUCAAAGAAGAAGGAUACGACAUUUUUUUUGAAGCAGCGUCAAGUGAGCAGGAAGGUCCUAUUCCCGAACGACAAGAUGGCGCAGUUUCUAUUUUGCCGAAGGAUCGUGACCGCGUCGAAGGCGAUUUUGUCACGCAAAACGCCGGGUUUUUUGAUGCACUGCAACAGGGGCCGCAAAGUGCAGCUGCAUCAUCCGGUCUCAAUUCAUCAACAGCCGGCAGUGGCGGCGCAACAGCUAUCGGCACUGACAGCACUCCUGCAGCUAAACUGCCUUCUAAGGGUGGAGCAAAGACGAGGACCCAGCAAGAGCGACGCGCCGCCGCGAAGAAGCCGCGCGCCCCAAGCCCCGCAAGAUCUGCACGGUCUGUCGACGAUCCCGUCAUGCGGGUAUUCUCCGAGGCCGAAGCCCUGCAAAUGACGAAAGAUGAGGAGGAGGAGAGAUUGCAAGAAGACCUGAAAAAGCAAGCGGAUCACCUGAAGCAACAGCGGCAAAAAGAGGUGGAAAUGGACAUGCGAAGAAAAAUGAGAGAAGCUGCGCUGGAGAGCGUAAGGAGUGAACAAGAAGAGGCCCGGCAGCGAGAAGCAGAGGAGGCGCGCGCAGGAGAAGCAGAGCGCGCCCGCGUGGAAGCACAUGUUCAAAUGCUGAGGAGGGCCCGAAAAGGAAAGUCCUCUGAAAAAAGUAGGUCCCGACACCGUUCCAAGAGCGGAAAACGUCGCUCGGCGAGUCGCGUCAGAAGCGCAGCUCCACUCUCCGCUGCGCAAGCCCAACGGCCCGACGUCGACCUGGGGGACCAGACGCCACUAUCCCGCGGCCGCGCUGAGCGUGGUCCCCGCCGGCGAGAGGACAGAGCCUCAUCUUCGGUGGCGUCGCGGCGAGCGCAAAGCAGAUCGGGAGGGAAAAAGGACAAGAAAUUGCUUCGCUCGCGCAGUAGAAGUAGCUCUCGACAAGGCAGCAAUAUCUCCGGUGCUGAAAAAAAGUGUGUCUACUAAGUGCGUAAAGACUCCUUUGAUAGAACAGCAUGCAUAUCUGUGUUGCUGGUGCACGAAAGCGACGACUUGUCAUGCAAAGCUAGUUGAUGUGCGUGAAAACCUACGUAAGGGGGCGGCCCUGCGGGUGUACAUUACCAGCAUCGCAAACGCAUCAUUCCUGUUUUAUGUUUUUUUGCUUCUCGUAUCAAGAACAUAGGCUUAGACCAUACACUGUUUUUUUCUUGCAUAUGCACUGGCCGCAGGUCGACGAGCUUGGCGGGCGACAGAGCGGCUUCUCGCGGGAAGCAACGCGAUCCCCGACGAAUCCGGUCUGCCUCUGCAAAUUAUGCUCGCAACAGGAGCAAAACCGAGAGCAGUGGCAGCGGAUCCUCGGAGCAGGACGCACAGCUAGUGCCCUCGGGCGGGGCCUCGAGCUCAGUGAAGUCCGUUUUUGGCUACGAUCCGCAGAAAGGCUUAAUCAAGCUAGCCGAUAUCUUUGACGCCGUGGUGCGGCCAGGGGAUGAUAGCUCGAGCCCCGAAGACGAGGACGAAGAUGUAGCGCCGCGCUACUUUGCAGCUCAGGAUGAAGAACACCACGAAGAUCCGCCGUAUGCUUCCGCUGCUGCGUCCCGUCCUGGGACCCCGGGGUCCUAUGGGUUCUACAGUGGGGCAUCGGAAUUCGGUGCCGCGAGCUCGACCCCGGCUGGUCGUGCGGCAUAUAUUGAUUUUUCCCAACACCAGCAGGAUCAGGAAGCUGGAGCCGCGGGUAACGACGUUUAUAUCGACAUUGAGGUUCUGGAGGUCGCGCUGGAAGACAGUCAUCCGGAGACCGUGCAGAGGGCUUUAUGAGAGUGCACUAGAACUCUGCCACCCUCUGCUCCCGCUAAGUAAGUACCCUUUUUAUUUAUUAGUUCGGAACGCGUAAUAAUAAUAUUAAGAACAAGGAGCAAUAGCAGCAAUGAUCACCAAAAAUCCGGUAGUUCCAAACGUUCUCGUGCAGGCUACAUCGCUCAGAAGCAAGGUCUCGACUUUUUGUUUUUCUUGUUAUUCAGCAUUAGAAAUAUGAGGGAAUCAUUUUGGGGGAAGAGUUGUGCACUCUGAUAGGCUUUGGAGAAAACGCAUUUUGCGAUGCGGGUGAAGAAUGCCAUCGUACCCCGUGUAAAAGCGUACCCACCUCUUCCCCAGAUUUGACGUCAUGCUAGUCAGGUAUUGCAUGCUUCGCCUGCGGUAGUGUCUAUAAAUAAAGUGGCGCACGCUCCUCCCCAUGAUAUUGAGCAGCAUUUUCGACUGAUUUGCAUUUCAUCGCUUGACAACUUGAGUAUGCUGAGAUAUCAGGCCGAAGGCAUUGUUGUUCUUCGCGAUUCGGCAUUAUGAUUAUGUCAUGAGCUAAAAAACACCACGGGGCUUCCAAAUGCAAAUCGAUUGUGAGACGCGACGAGAGCCAUAAAGAAAGAGGCCUUCGGAUCAUUCUUUAUGUAGCGCAGUCUCUAGAAGCUUGACUUCUACUCGUAAGAAUCUAGGGUUGGGCCGACGAGUACGUGGUUAUGCGGGAUAUCUUGAAAGUGCGAGAGCCCUCGGAACACCUGACCAGACCAUCAUGCGCAAUUUACGACUGUUUCUUGAACAGCAGGCACAGGACGCUACGCCUCUUCCACAGAUCCCUGAAUCGAGGGAACCGCUGUUGCGCAGCACAGGUAUAGUAUGUAAGUUGCAAAGUAUAUAGUACAACAAGAGCUGACGUUGGCCUCGCGCUGUCUCACAUAGUUGCGUAAAUUGGAUGGACUGGAAGUAGAAGUCGGGAGCAAAAUUAUACAAGACGACAUGCAUCUAGCUCCUGUGUUACCUUUCUUGACGGGAUCAAAGAUGUUUAGAUUUUUGGCUAUAAUCGCUAUUCGUAUCCUUCCUUUCGUUGUCUAUAUGUUACAGAAAAUUGAGUGCUCCACCUCUCACGUGCUUUCUGUAGCCGACGUGGAGGCAUGAUCAUGUCGCUUUUUGGUGCGCCCUACAGACGCGCUUGUCCUUGUUCUCAUGCUAAAGAAAAAAUAACAGCUAUUUCGCUAUGAAAAUGAAAAAAAGAUGCAAAUUUUGGCUUACUAUUCAAAAAAGGCGACGAAAACGCAAGUCCCGUGCCGGUGCUGAAAGCAGGUGAGCUGAACUCUAUCGUGUGCACGAUUGUGACCCGCUUCAACCUCGUCCGACAAGGAAGCUUGGACUUGUCCAUUAAACGCGUGAUAAAAGUCCCGAUCCGGCUGGAGGCCAGAAAAACGCAAAACGCCGCACUAAAGACCGAUCGCGCUUUUCUGGAAAACUUUAACGCGGAGCAAGACAACUUUUUGGACUACCUGCACUUCGGACAGCCCUAUGACGCGAUGAGCGCAAAAGUCCUCGCGAAGAACUUUCUGGAGGAAAAAAUUUUUCAGAGACAAGCGCAAGCAGCUCUGCGG
Amoebophrya sp. A120 is the source of this 10975-nucleotide messenger RNA. Lineage: Eukaryota; Dinophyceae; Syndiniales; Amoebophryaceae. The record is from the annotation of a GenBank genome assembly.